Molecule: messenger RNA, 10431 nt
Organism: Numida meleagris (helmeted guineafowl)
Lineage: Eukaryota; Metazoa; Chordata; Aves; Galliformes; Numididae
Gene: PIEZO2
Product: piezo type mechanosensitive ion channel component 2
Exons: 52
Coding region: 122-8338 (2738 amino acids)
Biological process (GO): regulation of membrane potential; cellular response to mechanical stimulus; detection of mechanical stimulus
Cellular component (GO): plasma membrane
Molecular function (GO): mechanosensitive monoatomic ion channel activity; monoatomic cation channel activity
Source: RefSeq, a predicted model, not a curated record
GCGGCUGAGGCGGGGACGGGCGAUGCUCCGCCGCCGCGGCGGCUCCGCGCACGGCCGGCCCUAGAGGAGCGCACCCAGGGACGGCUCCGCGGCCGCCCGGCCGACAUCCUGCCUUGGCGCGAUGGCCACCGAGGUGCUGUGCGGGCUCACCUUCAGGCUGCUGCUGCCCGUGUGCCUGGCUGCCGCCUGUGCUUUCCGUUACAAUGGACUCUCCUUUGUCUACCUCAUCUACCUCCUGCUCAUUCCUUUGUUUUCAGAACCCACAAAAACAACGAUGCAAGGACAUACAGGACGAUUAUUAAAAUCUCUGUGUUUCACCAGUCUAUCAUUUCUGCUGCUGCACAUCAUCUUUCAGAUUACAAUAAACAGUCUUGAAGCUGGAAGAACUAUUGAACCUGGUUUUAACUGUUCCACAUGGGAGAAAACAUUACGGCAGAUUGGUUUUGAAAGUGUGAAAGGAGCAGAUGCCGGCAACGUGAUCAGACUAUUUGUACCAGACAUCGGGAUGUUCAUUGCGAGCCUGACCAUAUGGCUCCUCUGCCGCAACAUGGUUCAGAAGGCAAUAACUGAGGAUGCAGUGCAGUGCAACGCGCAAUUUGAAAAUGAGGAAAUGGCUGUAAGAGAAAAGUUAGAGCCAGAUGAUGCUUUGAUGUAUGAAGAAGACCUUGAUGAUGAAGACUGUGGCGAAGCAGAAUUCGAGGAAACGAUGAAAUUAAAACUGCUGCGUAGAAUUGCCUCCCUAGCAUCCAAACUGAGAGAGUUUAUUGGCAACAUGAUAAUCACCACUGGAAAAGUUGUUGUUACAAUUUUACUUGGUUCAGCAGGUAUGAUGGUGCCAUCCUUGACCUCAGCUGUAUAUUUCUUUGUAUUUUUGGGCCUGUGCACAUGGUGGUCCUGUUGCCAAGCAUUUGAUCCGCUGAUAUUCAGCUGUCUGUGCGUAUUAAUGGCUAUAUUCAGUGCAGGGCACUUGAUUGGACUUUAUCUGUACCAGUUGCAGUUCUUCCAGGAGGUUGUUCCACCAAAAGACUUCUAUGCCAGGUUGUUUGGUGUCACUUCACUUACACAGACAAAUUGCUCAAGCACUUGGAUGAUCAUCAAAAAUCAAGAGUUACACUGGUAUCACCAUGCAAAUCCAAUCUUACUGCUGGUGAUGUACUACACCCUUGCAACUCUGAUCCGCCUUUGGCUACAAGAGCCCAUUCAGAUACCUGAUGAAGAGAAAUCUGAGAGCAGAGAAGAUGACAAAGAAAUACCCUGCAGCCCAAUUCCAAUGACAGCAGAGAGAAGACGCAGUCUGUGGUAUGCAAGCCACUAUACAACUGAUGAGAGAAAACUUCUGUCAGUGACCCAAGAUGAAUACAAGCCAUCGGAUGUUCUGCUGGUUACAGUGAAUGGGAACCCUGCUGACUAUCACACCAUCCACCCCACACUGCCAUUAGAGAAUGGUCCGGCCAAAGCAGACAUGUACUCAACACCACAGUACAAAUGGGAACCUUCGGAUGACAUGUCAGAAAAGGAAGAGGAGGAGGGAGAAGAGGAGGAGGAAGAAGUUACUCAAGAGGAAAAAGAAAAUGUUAAAUUGCAUGCCCUGGUCUCUGUGUUCCAAUUUAUCAUGAAGCAAAGUUACAUUUGUGCUUUGAUAGCCAUGAUGGCAUGGAGUAUCACGUAUCACAGCUGGUUGACUUUUGUGCUAUUGAUCUGGUCUUGCACACUGUGGAUGAUUCGAGACCGAAGAAAAUAUGCUAUGAUCAGUUCACCAUUCAUGGUUUUCUAUGGAAAUUUACUGCUAAUAUUACAAUAUAUAUGGAGUAUUGAGCUCAAAAAUGAUGAGCUUCCUCAAGUAUCAGGUUUUUUGGAAAGAAAGGAACCUGGAGAGUUGGCAUCAAAGAUUCUUUUCACGAUUACUUUCUGGCUACUGCUUAGGCAACACCUCACUGAACAGAAAGCGCUUCAGCUAAAAGAAGCUACUUUAUCUGAGGUCAAAGUUGGAAGUGAAGAAGAUGAAGAAAAAGAAGAAGGAGAGUUGCAAGAGGGAGAAGUGGCAGAGGAAGAGGAGGAGGAGGAGGAGGAACAGGAAGAUGAUGAUGAGGAUGAACAGGAUAUUAUGAAAGUUCUGGGGAAGCUGGUGAUGGCUAUGUUCAUCAAGUACUGGAUUUACGUCUGUGGAGGCAUGUUCUUCUUUGUCAGCUUUGAGGGUAGAAUUGUGAUGUACAAAAUCAUCUAUAUGGUACUAUUCCUGUUCUGUGUGGCCCUCUAUCAGGUGCACUAUGAAUGGUGGAGAAGGAUUCUGAAGUACUUUUGGAUGUCAGUUGUUGUUUAUACAAUGUUGGUACUUAUCUUCAUCUACACAUACCAAUUUGAGUCAUUCCCUGGGUUGUGGAAGAACAUGACAGGCCUGGAUGAAAACAAACUAGCAGACCUUGGUUUAAAAAGAUUUUCUGUGGCUGAGCUAUUCACUCGCAUCUUUAUCCCCACCUCCUUCCUACUGGCGUGUAUCUUACACCUUCACUAUUUCCAUGACCGUUUCCUCCAGCUCACUGAUUUAAAAGCUGUAACCAGCAAACAGGACAAUACUAUUUACAGACUGGUGCAUCAAGAUGGAAGCCUUCCUGACAUAACUAUGAUGAAUUUAACAGCCAGCAGUGAAAAGGAAGAGGAUAAAAUGCUGAAAGAGGCUGGUGAGAAAAGAAUGGAAGAGCCAGAUGGGGAGGGAGGGAAAGGGAGGGCUGAAAAAGGAAAAGAAGAAGAAGAGGAAGAUGAGGAGAAGGAAGAUGAUGAUGUAGACGAUGAGUCAGAGGAAGAAGAAACUACAGACCUAAGAAACAAAUGGCAUCUGGUAAUCGACCGCCUUACGGUGCUGUUUUUGAAAUUCCUGGAGUACUUUCAUAAGAUGCAAGUCUUUGUGUGGUGGCUUUUGGAGCUGCAUAUCAUCAAAAUCGUCUCCUCUUACAUCAUCUGGGUCACAGUGAAAGAGGUGUCUCUGUUUAACUUUGUGUUUUUAAUUGCUUGGGCUCUUGCUUUGCCAUAUGCUCAGUUUCGCCCAUUGGCAUCAAGUAUCUGCACUGUUUGGACAUGUGUGAUUAUUGUCUGCAAAAUGUUGUACCAGCUCACAUCUAUUGAUCCCAGCACUUUUUCCAGUAACUGUACACUGCCUAGAGAGAAUGAAACAAAGGUCGAUUUAGAAGAACUCAAAACGUCAGUCCUCUACAGUGGUCCGGUUGAUCCUGCAGAAUGGGUUGGACUGAGAAAGUCUUAUCCCCUACUUUUGUACUUAAGGAAUAACUUACUGAUGCUGGCUAUUCUGGCUUUUGAAGUUACAAUUUACCGUCAUCAAGAGUACUACAGAUGUCGAAAUAACCUUACUGCACCUGUAACUAAAACUAUUUUCCAUGAUAUUACGAGAGCACAUCUGGAUGACGGACUGGUAAACUGUGUCAAGUAUUUCAUAAACUACUUCUUCUACAAGUUUGGUUUAGAGACCUGUUUUCUUCUAUCAGUGAAUGUAAUUGGUCAACGGAUGGAUUUUUAUGCCAUGAUUCAUGCCUUCUGGUUGAUUGCUGUAUUGUAUCGACGUAGAAGAAAAGCUAUUGCAGAGAUCUGGCCAAAGUAUUGCUGUUUUCUGGCAUGCAUCAUUACAUUCCAGUAUUUCCUUUGUAUUGGCAUUCCACCUGCUCCUUGUAAAGACUAUCCAUGGAGAAGUGGUAAUGCCAACUUCAACUCGAAUAUCAUAAAGUGGUUAUACUUUCCAGACUUCAUUGUGAGACCAAACCCUGUCUUCCUUGUCUAUGAUUUCAUGUUGCUGCUGUGUGCAUCCUUACAAAGGCAAACCUUCGAGGAUGAAAAUAAAGCUGCUGUGCGAAUCAUGGCUGGAGACAAUGUGGAAAUUUGUAUGAAUCUUGAAGCAGCAUCUUUUAGCCAGCAUAAUCCUGUUCCAGACUUCAUUCACUGCCGGUCCUACUUGGAUAUGUAUAAGGUGAUAAUCUUUAGUUACCUCUUCUGGUUUGUGCUUACCAUAAUCUUCAUAACGGGAACAACAAGGAUCAGCAUAUUCUGUAUGGGCUACUUGGUUGCCUGCUUUUAUUUCCUUCUCUUUGGUGGAGAUCUGCUGCUGAAACCCAUCAGGAGCAUCCUGCGUUACUGGGACUGGCUGAUUGCAUACAAUGUUUUUGUGAUCACCAUGAAGAACAUCCUCUCGAUAGGAGCAUGUGGCUACAUUGAGUCAUUAAUUCAGAAUAGUUGCUGGUUGAUUCAGGCAUUUAGCUUGGCUUGUACAGUUAAAGGCUACCGUAUCCCAACCAACAAUGCAGAUUGUAAACUGCCUAGUGGAGAAGCAGGAAUCAUCUGGGACAGUAUAUGUUUUGCCUUUCUGCUGCUGCAAAGAAGAGUCUUCAUGAGUUAUUACUUCCUUCAUGUGGUUGCAGAUAUAAAAGCUUCCCAGAUCCUAGCAUCAAGGGGUGCUGAGCUUUUCCAGGCUACAAUUGUUAAGGCUGUAAAGGCAAGAAUUGAAGAGGAAAAAAAAUCAAUGGACCAACUGAAAAGACAAAUGGAUCGCAUCAAAGCCAGGCAGCAAAAAUACAAAAAGGGUAAAGAGAGGAUGCUAAGCAUGACACAAGAUUCCACAGAUGGCCCUGAAAUUCGGAAGGUUUCGGAAGAAGAUGAUGAAGGAGAAGCAGACAAAGAGAAAGCCAAGGGCAAAAAAAAGCUGUGGUGGCGGCCUUGGGUUGAUCAUGCUUCCAUGGUCAGAAGUGGAAAUUAUUAUUUGUUUGAGACGGACAGUGAAGAGGAAGAGGAAGAAGAGAAAAAAGAAGAGGAAGAGCCUCGAAAAAAAUCUGCAUUUCAGUUUGUUUAUCAGGCCUGGAUUACUGAUCCUAAAACUGCACUACGACAGAGGCGCAAAGAAAAGAAAAGUUUUCAAAAAGAGGAGAAGCGAAGGCGUAAAGUAUAUGGGGAUGGAAGUACUGAUGCAGACUGCGAAGACAGUGAAGAAGAACCUGUCAAGAAGAAGUCUGAUGGCCCAGAUAACAUCAUCAAGAGGAUAUUUAAUAUUUUGAAGUUCACUUGGGUCCUUUUCCUGGCAACACUAGACAGUUUUACAGCUUGGCUUAAUUCCAUCUCAAGAGAACACAUCGAUAUCUCUACCGUGCUGAGAAUCGAGCGUUGUAUGCUGACCAGGGAGAUUAAGAAGGGAAACGUUCCUACCCGGGAGAGCAUCCAUAUGUAUUACCAGAACCAUAUGAUGAAACUUUCUAAGGAGUCAGGACUGGACUCAAUUGAUAAAAAUCCUGGGCAAGUUUCUGGUUUGCAAACAUCUGAAAGAAUGGAUAGUUUAGAUUCAGCAGCUUCUCGUGACAGUAUCUCCAGUGAGCCUACACAGGUCACCAUGCUCUAUUCUCGUCAGGGGACUACAGAAACCAUUGAGGAGGUAGAAGGAGAGCAUGAAGAGGAAGGAGCCCAUUCUGCUUCAAGGCAGGAUGAGGAAGAGGUGGAAGAUUAUAGCCUGGGUUCAGAAGGAGCUGCGUAUACUCCUGAUACCGAUGUGCCAUUGUACUCCACAGUGGACAGCAAUGCAGAAGCGCCGCCUUCCUAUAGCAAAGCUGUCAGCUUUGAACACCUUCCUUUUGGCUCCCCAGAUGACUCAGCUGGAAAGAGUCUCAUGAUGGUGAGCCCAGAUGACAGUCGGACAGACAGACUUAAUGAUGCAAUUCUCCCUCCAUUGACGCACGAGCUAACGGCUAGUGAGCUGCUUCUGAACAAGAUGUUUCAUGAUGAUGAGCUAGAGGAAUCAGAGAAAUUCUAUGUUGGUCAGCCUCGAGUCUUGCUUCUUAUUUAUGCCCUGUACAAUACUCUGGUGGCCCGAUCAGAAAUGGUGUGCUAUUUUGUGAUCAUCCUUAACCACAUGAUCUCUGCCUCCAUGAUAACACUGGUGCUGCCCAUCCUUAUCUUCCUUUGGGCCAUGCUGUCUGUCCCUCGACCAAGCAAACGUUUCUGGAUGACUGCCAUUGUCUACACUGAGGUAGCCAUUGUCAUCAAGUACUUUUUCCAGUUUGGCUUCUUUCCUUGGAAUAAAUAUGUGGAUUACACAAAAGAUAAACCUUAUCAUCCACCCAAUAUCAUUGGCAUUGAGAAGAAAGAGGGCUACGUACACUAUGAUCUUGUUCAGCUCCUUGCUUUAUUUUUCCACAGAUCCAUUUUAAAGUGCCAUGGAUUGUGGGAUGAAGAUGAUAAAGGGGACAACUCAAGUAAUAAAGGAGAUACUGAUGAUGAGCUUUCUCUGCCAGGAGGCAGGAGAGACUCUUCUGGGUCUCUGAAGUCCGUCAAUCUUGCAGCAUCAGUGGAGUCCAUCCAUGUCCACUUCCCCGAGCAACAGACAGCAAUCAGGAGGAAGAGCUCCAGCAGUGCAUCACAGCUUUCUCACAGAUCCAGCUUCUCCUCACACAGAUCUAAGAGAGGAAGUACCAGUACAAGAAACAGCAGUCAGAAAGGAAGCAGUGUGCUAAGCAUCAAGCAAAAAUCUAGGAAAGAACUUCUUAUGGAAAAGUUUCGAGAACAAAUGAUCAAAGCCAAGGCCUUUACAAUUAAAAAGACUCUCCAGGUGUACGUGCCCAUCAGACAAUUUUUCUACAAUCUUAUUCAUCCAGACUACAGUGCAGUGACUGACGUGUAUGUGCUGAUGUUCCUCGCAGAUACAGUGGACUUUAUCAUCAUUGUCUUUGGAUUUUGGGCUUUCGGGAAACACUCUGCAGCAGCAGAUAUUACCUCUUCAUUAUCAGAGGACCAGGUUCCAGAGGCGUUUUUGGUGAUGGUGCUCAUUCAGUUUGGUACCAUGGUGGUAGACCGAGCGCUCUACCUCAAAAAGACUGUCAUGGGAAAGGUCAUCUUCCAGGUCAUCCUUGUUUUUGGGAUUCAUUUCUGGAUGUUCUUUAUCUUGCCUGGAGUGACAGAAAGGAAAUUUAGCCAGAACACUGUUGCCCAGCUCUGGUAUUUUGUGAAAUGUGUUUAUUUUGGCUUAUCAGCAUAUCAGAUACGCUGCGGAUAUCCAACUCGUGUUCUUGGCAACUUCCUCACAAAAAGUUAUAACUAUGUGAACCUGUUCUUAUUUCAAGGAUUCCGCCUGGUUCCAUUUUUGACUGAGCUGAGAGCAGUAAUGGACUGGGUUUGGACAGAUACCACUCUCAGUCUUUCCAGCUGGAUCUGUGUUGAAGAUAUCUAUGCUCAUAUAUUCAUCCUGAAGUGCUGGCGAGAGUCAGAAAAGAGAUAUCCCCAACCAAGAGGCCAGAAGAAAAAGAAAGUUGUGAAGUAUGGAAUGGGUGGCAUGAUUAUCGUCUUGCUGAUUUGUAUUGUCUGGUUCCCACUGCUCUUCAUGUCUUUAAUCAAAUCUGUUGCAGGCAUCACCAACAAGCCUCUAGAUGUAUCAAUCACAAUAACUCUAGGAGGUUAUCAGCCUAUUUUUACAAUGAGUGCUCAGCAGAGUCAGCUCAAGGAUUUGAAUCAGACUGGUUUCAGUGCGUUUCUGGGAAGCUAUAGGGGUAACACUGCUGCUUUGCAGUUUCUAGAGGGCUAUGGAAAAGAAGAUAUAACCCUCGCAGAUCUAGAAGGGAAUUCAAACUCCUUAUGGACCAUCAGCCCUCCAAGUAGAGAGAAAAUGAUACAGGGACUGCUGGAUUUUUCAGCUGAGUUCACUGUAGUUCUUUCAUGGAGCAUUCAAAGAAAUCUCACUCUUGGUGCCAAAGCAGAAAUAGCAUCAGAUAAACUUACCUUUGGCCUACCAGAGAAAACCAGAAGAGAUAUUGCUACAAUGAUGUCUGGAAAGCCAUUGGAAAAGGUAACAUUAGAGACAGUGUAUCCAUACUACAUCAAGGCUCCUAGUGAUUCUCUGGCAAAACCCAUAAAGCAGCUAUUGACAGACUGCAGAUGGGAAAAUAUUACAGUUUCCCUGGUCAAAAAUGUGUCUGAAGAGGGAGUUCGUGAGUGGUGGGUUUUGAAUCAGCUUGGGAAAAGAUACAAAACGUCUGAAGAGAGCCUUGAACUCUUCAUAUUCAGUGAUAAAGUCAGUCCACCAAGCCUUGGAUUCUUGGCUGGAUAUGGCAUCAUGGGACUAUACGCAUCAGUCGUCCUGGUGAUAGGGAAGUUCGUCCGUGAGUUUUUCAGUGGGAUCUCUCACUCCAUCAUGUUUGAAGAGCUACCCAAUGUAGACCGAAUCUUGAAGUUGUGUACUGACAUUUUCUUAGUACGAGAGACUGGAGAACUGGAACUAGAAGAAGAUCUGUAUGCCAAACUAAUCUUUCUGUAUCGCUCACCAGAGACUAUGAUCAAGUGGACUAGGGAAAAAACUAAUUGAUCUCUUUGGUGUCACGCUGCAAAUCAAGUUGAUUUCAUCUGAAUUUUAAAGAAAAGGAAAAGCACAAUAUUCUCUUAAGAGCUAAGCCUUUUAUAGUUAGGUAGCGAUCAUUUUUCACUGAAGGAGUCCUGGAAGCUACGGCCUUUGGAAUCCAUGCUGCCUUUCAAAUUAAGGAUGAACAGUGAAGAAGGUUGGAUGAUUUGCUGUUUUUAAUGUGCCACUCCUCUACAAUCUGGGGACUGCAUUGUAAUUUAAUCAGCAAAAAGUUUGCAUCCUUGUCUGGCUAAUUUCAUUUUCCAGACAGUAAUUACCCUCAAAGAGAAAAGAAAGGAGUGAACCCGCAAAUGACUCCAGAGGACCUUCCUAACCUUUUCUGGAGUCAUAUAGAUUGGAUUGUGCAAUAUGCUGUUGUACGUCACUGACUUUCAAGCUACAAGUAAUGAGACGGUGACUAGCCUUCAGGACACCCAAGACCCAGGGCCACAGUGGGAACUGAAGACAUUCUAGCCAUACCCGUUUGUAGAAAAGCAGAGGUUUUGAUGUACAAAGGACACCGUGGACAAACCUCUGCUAGCAAAAAGGAUACAAGUUACAAUCUCUUUAAAUGCCUUAUUUUAUUUGUACAGUCACAGAAAACAUUUCCACCAAACAUCAAUGACUCAGGAAAAAAAAAAACAGCAACUGAAACUUGACAUUUUGUCGAGGGUAACUAAUGGCUAGAAUAAUUAUGGUGAAAUAUUGGGAUGUUCUGCUAGGCCAUUUUCUUCAGAGUUACUGCUUUCCGUUAGAUGAGAAAAGAAAGUGAAUUCAAUGACCUAAGGAGCUACUUCAUUUCUUAUAAUCCUUUAAAAACUGAAUAGCGUGUGCUUCUCUCUGCUCCCCGUGACAUGCUUUUUCCCAUUUCGAUGACUUAAGGCAACCAUUGUUUUGCUGUUAGCCGAUACUCUUCUUCCAGUGUUUCAGGUAUAGAAAAAUGUUUACAUAUUCCAAGUCACAUUUUUACAUCUGAGACGGGUUGUUUUUUUUUAAGUUCCCAAAUAUAGACAUGCAUAUGAGCUUGAAAAGUGGCCUUUUUUUCUUAAAUUACUAUUAUUAGUGACACAGAUGGCUCAUUAGAGAUCAUUGUAGCAUGAAAAUUUACAUUUGCAAUGUAGAUUUCAUUCCAUGUUAAAAAAAAAUUAUCGAGAAAAACAAAAUCAUUGAGUGGGUAAGGUAUAUUAAAAGGGCAUACUGUGUAGUUUUGAUUCAGUAAUGACUUAAAAUAAAGCACAUGUUGCAAAGUCAUUUUAGAAGUAUUUUUUCCUCUGCCUUUUUACAUGAAAUGGGAAAAGUCUGACAUUCUUCUAACUCUGUGACAAAUAAAUCUCUUUCUUGUAGUUAGCUGGUAUUUAUUAUAUGAAUAAUUAGUUAAUCACCGGAAGGAAAAUAAUACAACAUAAUUUGCUGGCACAUUUUACUGCAGAAGUUCAUAAAACAGCACAGUUGAAUGAAGUUGCAACAUACUCUGCUCAGUGCUUCCAUGACAAAUGCUGUCACAUCCAUUCUAUACUGUGAAAACUAACAUUUUGGGCACCACGAAGUGCACAAAAUACAAGUCGCUUCAUCAUAUUGUAACAAUAAAAUCAUUUGGUGACUGGAACUCACUGGAAGACAACCUGAUUUCCUCUAAGUGUAAUGGAAAGCUGGCAGCAUUCCCUGGUGGAGAGUUUUGCUCCAUUUCUUCCAUAGAACCUGUGAAUGAAAAACAAAAUAUACAGGGCAGCCCUGACGUAGGAUCUGACAGAGACGCUUUGUGGUCAGAUGGAUCCUUAUCUGUGUGUUCAGUGAUUUUAAGGAGGCAACACUGGAAGAGAGGUGUGAAGGGUGUGAUGUGGUUCUAAAAGUACCAGUACCAGCAGCAGAACCAUACUGGCCAUAGUUGGACUUGGCUCACUUUCUGGCUCCCUCUCUUUAACAAACAGGCACUUACUUUCUGGUGAGAAAACUCCGCAGAAUCAGCUGUACAGUUAUUUGAGCUUUGCAGAAAUGUUCUGCCCUUUCUUUCAUGGAUCGAUCAAACUUUGAAAAUAAAAGUGUUCUUCUGUUGUGGGUUU